UUAAUGGCAUCUUGUUCUCAAAAGUUGAAACUUUUCUCAAAGCUCUGCUGUUGCAUCAUCAUCUUCUUCCUCUUUCACUCCACUUUGGCUUCUACAACCCUAAAAAUGGGGUUCUAUGAAUCAUCUUGUCCUGAUGCUGAGGCCAUCAUCAAGAAUGCUGUAAACCAAGCCAUCUCCCAAAACCCCGGCAUCGCUGCGGGUCUCAUUAGAAUGCACUUCCAUGACUGUUUUGUUAGAGGUUGUGAUGGCUCCGUGUUGCUAAAGUCCACACCCAACAACCUAGCAGAGAGAGAACAUAGAGCAAACUCCCCAAGCUUACGAGGUUUCGAGGUUAUCGACGAAGCCAAGGCCAAAAUUGAGGCUAUUUGUCCCAAUACCGUGUCUUGCGCCGACAUUCUUGCUUUCGCUGCCCGUGACAGUGCAUAUAGAGUUGGAGGUAUCAACUAUGUAGUACCAGCCGGUCGUCGUGAUGGUCGCAUAUCAAUAAAGGAAGAAGCUGGAAGUCUUCCUGGUCCCUCUUUCAACGCCGAGGAGCUGAUCGAGAGCUUCGCCAAGCGAGGGUUGUCGUCAGCAGAGAUGGUGACACUUUCUGGUGCGCACUCCAUUGGAAUAGCUCAUUGCCCUACCUUUUCCAAGAGGCUUUAUAACUUCAACACAACUCAUCCACAAGACCCUUCCAUGGACCCUUCAUAUGCUGCGUACUUGAAAACCAAAUGCCCACCACCGGGUGGCAAUAAUGGCGGUGGAAGCGAACAACCGACGGUGGCGCUCGAGUUCUUCUCCCCGAAUCGUUUGGAUAAUUGGUAUUAUAUUGAGUUGAAGAACCACCGUGGACUGCUGAGCUCCGACCAAACAUUGUUGAGUAGCUCUUCCACUUCAAAAAUGGUGUUGAAUAAUGCUAAGUAUGGCCAUCAAUGGGCUGCUAAAUUUGGAAAGGCAAUGGUUAAAAUGGGCUCCAUUGAUGUUCUGACAGGUUCACAGGGUGAGAUUAGACGCCAUUGCAGCUUUGUUAAUUGA
Molecule: messenger RNA, 1017 nt
Organism: Benincasa hispida (wax gourd)
Lineage: Eukaryota; Viridiplantae; Streptophyta; Magnoliopsida; Cucurbitales; Cucurbitaceae
Product: peroxidase 5-like
Biological process (GO): hydrogen peroxide catabolic process; response to oxidative stress
Molecular function (GO): heme binding; peroxidase activity
Source: RefSeq, a predicted model, not a curated record